Molecule: messenger RNA, 9986 nt
Organism: Porites lobata
Lineage: Eukaryota; Metazoa; Cnidaria; Anthozoa; Scleractinia; Poritidae
Source: the annotation of a GenBank genome assembly
GCUAAGCGAGCCGCCAUUUGUAUUUCCUUGAAUUCUCUUUUGUUUAUUUCGUCUUCCAACAAAUUGAGUUUGUUGUAGUUUGCCGUGAGGUUCGGCCAUCGUUAUGGCCAUGAUACCUGUGGCAGGUGCUUCUGGAAAGAGAAAAGAAAUUUAUAAAUAUGACGCGCCUUGGACGAUAUACGGCAUGAACUGGAGCGUGCGGCCUGACAAACGAUUUCGACUCGCGUUGGGUAGCUUCGUAGAGGAGUACAAUAAUAAGGUCUGAUACACAACGAAUUUGUGUUUAUUUUAUAAACUUUACUUCCAUUUGAUCGGAUCUUUUCAAUUAUCGCUGUCUUUAGGUUCAGAUUAUUUAUCUCGACGAGGACACCGGCGACUUUGUGGUGAAAGCGACUUUUGACCAUCCAUACCCAACAACAAAAAUUAUUUGGAUUCCUGACAGUGUAAGUCGAUUGAACUUUUAUUUUGAUAAAUGGUGUCCUAGUCUUAGUUUUCUCUUCAAUAAUUGUACCGAAUUAAACACAGAAUCUUGGAAGGUAUGUUGCUGCCGAUCCAGUGAAAAUCUACGACAGAAGUUCAGCGUGCUUUCCUUGUGAUCUUAAACAAAAGCUUGAUUCUCAUCGUAGAAGCUUAUUAUCAAAUGCAAAUUAUUUUUCAUUGCCAGUACGCAAUAAAAGCACGACAGUUUUACCUGCUAAACGUUUUUCGUUUGAGGCGACCGCCCAUAGAGGUUUUCAUUAUCUUGUUCAUUCAUGUUCUGUAAAUGGAAGUAAAACGACUCUUUGAUUGAAAGCUAAAUUGAGCACUUUUGUUUAGACACACAAUGAACAAGUUAACAGCUUUUCUAUGAAUGAAAACGGUAUGGUGGCUUUGACAAUCAAACAUCAAUUUUCCUGUAUUGCUCAUAUCAAGCUGUAAAUUGUUAAUUUGUUGCUUUAAUUUUUCUCAGUUUCUCCCCCAAAUUAUUGUUCGAGUAAUGUUUGAUAUCAGCAAAACUUCACACAUAAUUAUAGCAGCUUGUAAGCUGGCUAGUGCACUAGUCUUAUGAAAUAGUGCUUUUCAACUUCAUUUAACAGUGGCUAAAUUUAUCAUCCAAAACUUUUUGUCAUUUCAUUCAUAUUCUCAUUUUUAAGUCAAUGCCUUUCAUGCAGAAUGUUUGCACAUUAUAUGUGUACAUACAGGAAUACAUUUACGGGUAUGAGAAUUGUGGUAGAACUGCACAGUGUAUCGUCUCUGUCACUGAGAUCCUUGAAUUGUAAGUGUAGGGCUGUCCUAACAUGAAAUAAUUUUAUGGCUGGCAUCUUGUAGAGGCAGCAUCUUGAAGUUAGUUUUGAGUAGUAAUAAUCUAUCUUCAGUUUUUUUUUUUACAUUUAACACAUCUGUAGCUCCAACAGUAUUUAUAUAAAACUGAUAAAGCGGCCUUAGUGGAGGAUUACAGGGAUGUCACUAAGAGCCAGCUGCUGGCUAAUUUCAUGGAGAGCUUACCACAUGCUCGAAUCACUGUGGAAAACAAAGACAUGGAGUAAUUUUAAAGAUGCAGUUGAGCAAAAUAGUCAGCUUGACUGACAAAAAAGCCUGCUUAGGUUUUCUUUAGCUACAUCCCUGGGAUUAUGUAUAUAACUGAGAAAUAGCUUUCUGAAGCAAAUCCUGUGUUCUAAUUGUUUACCCAUGAAAGCAUGUAGGCCUAUCUUGCCCACUGAUUUCCCCCUAUCCUCCCACUAGUAAAAAUUUUCUUUUGACCAUCUACAUGUGAUAAAGUCUUAAUUGUCCAAUCUUUGUUGAGAUGGCUAUUUAUUAGCCUGCACUGCGGAUGUAAUGUCUGCGAAGCAGCGCCUAAUUCCAUGUUCUAGGCCGCCAACGAACUCAGCAGAUAACUGGAAAUGCAUUUUGAAUUUCCUUUCAACCUGAGUCUCAAAUCAACAAUGGCUUCUUUAACAAGCUAAUCAUGGCGGCUACUUAAACCAAGUCCAUAGGUGAGGGCCUAGAACAAGGAUGUCGGUGCUGUUUCGCAGACGGACUUUGUUUUGUCUGCAGAGCAGGCUAGCUAUUUAUUGGCCUCAUUCUUUUUUACCCUUUAUAUGGACUAUCACUUUGCCUUAGUCGUUCAAGGGUAAACAGCCUACAUGUACAUGUACUUGGCUUGGUGCUUGUUGAACAACAGAUACGUGUGUACAAACAACUGUACACUGUAUGAUAUACAUGUAUUUACCAGAAUUUACACUUGAUUCUCAACAGAAAGGUGUAUAUCCUGAUUUAGUGGCAACUUCAGGUGAUUACCUCAGGGUAUGGAGAGUUAGUGACUCAGAUGUGCGUCUUGAGUGUCUCCUUAAUAAUGUAAGUUAACAAAAAUGUUUUAGUACUAUCAUACGUGCACAGGAGCAACAGUGUGUUAAACUUAAUCAGCUUACAGCUGUACAAGUACAUGGCAGGCCACAACGGGGCUAGAAAAAAAUGUGAAUUUUAUCUUGUCCUUUAGGCAAGCAGUUCUAACUUUUGUUUGCUCAUGGCCUCUUCUUGCUUAGACCCUUGUCCAUUGGACAAAUGAGUUAUUAAAAGUAACUUGCCCAACAAGAAAAUCUACUUGUCCCGCACUACUGGGCAGGACUUUCUUCAAGCUCUAUCACAUAUAUAAGCACAAAUAGUUGUCAAUAUUCCUUAAUAUUAGUUAUUCUGCCUUUAAAUGUGUCUGAAAAUGAACUGCUAGGUUCUCCUGUUAUUUGCUAGUAAAUCAAAAGGGGAAUUUUAAACUACAUCAAGAGUAUUUGAUGCACCCCAGUAAGUGAAGUGCCACAAAAUUGCAGAUUUGUGUGUCAUACAGUUAAUGAUCUUGUUUUAUUUAAUUUUUUUAUGCAAAAGCCAUCGCUGUACACUGUAAUUUCUUACAUUUGCCUUCAGUGUGUGUGUACAUUUUGUACUUCUUUUUGUUACACAGAAUAAGAACUCUGACUUUUGUGCUCCUUUGACAUCUUUUGACUGGAAUGAAGUGGAUCCAAAUCUACUAGGAACGUCAAGCAUUGAUACAACAUGCACGAUAUGGGGACUAGAGGUAAUGAUCAUAGCAUUUCUACAUGAGUUAUCAUAGUCCUGUAUUAUAACUACUGUAGAGAUGAACCUGUCCACAAUGGACGACUUGUGGCAGAGGCAUUUUAAACAUAGGUGAAUGUACAUGUUCUUCUGAGACAAACAGAAGUGUCUACUCUGGAUGUGGCACAUUGUACAUACCGUAAAAUUCCGAAAAUAAGCCCCUCCAAAUAUAAGCCCCCAAAACUGGUAACCCAAAAACCCCUCCGUUAAAUCGCCCCUCCAAAUAUAAGCCCCAGGGGCUUGUACUUGGAAAAUUGCCCUCAAAUACAAAGUAAAACAAAGCAAAAAUGGUAAGUUUAAUUCAACUAUACGGCUAGCCCAAUUGAUUUUGAAACGCAAAUUUCCUUCCGUAGAUAAGCCCCUCCAAAAAUAAGCCCCUCAAAAAGGGCCUUUGAAAAAUAUAAGCCCCGGGGCUUAUUUUCAGAAUUUUACAGUAACUUCCCAAUUGCUGUUAGUAGAGGUUUGACCAGUAGAACUCCCCUUACAUUGCACAGCUUUACACCAUUACAGUGUAUUCCUACCAGAUGGUGGACACAGUGAAUCACCUGUGCUCAGCCACAUACACGUACACGUACACGAACAUGUAACAUUGAUGUAAAAAACACAACACCACUUACAAACUUACCUUAUACUUGUAUAUACAUGUAUAAGCGUAAAUGUAUGUGUACUGCAUAGCAUAAGUGUGAUCUUUGUCUUUUGGCUGACUGCAUAAUUAUAGUUUUCACCGAACAAAACUUUGAAGAUGAUUAAUUCUGGAAUAUGCAUACAUGUAAAUGGAUCCAUAUUAUUUACAUUUUAUUUUUAUAGACUGGUCAAGUUCUUGGCAGGGUAAACAUGGUGUCAGGACAUGUAAAAACACAGCUCAUUGCUCAUGACAAAGAAGUAAGUAAACUGUAACAAAUUACCUUUGCAUUUCACUCUUGUUGGAAGUUGGGAAAAGUUUUAUAGAUAAUGAUAGUUCCUCAUGAUAAUAAUGGCCACAGUGGAGUGGUAGCUUUGUAAUGUGAACUGCUUGUUGAUUUUUGUCUGUGUGUAUUUUAGGUAUAUGAUAUUGCAUUUAGUCGUGCUGGUGGUGGAAGGGACAUGUUUGCUUCAGUAGGAGCUGAUGGUUCUGUGAGGAUGUUUGAUCUCAGGUGAUAUACAUUUACUAAAAAAUUACAGGUCUUAUUAUGUGCAGUAACCUAACCUGGGAGCAGGACCGCAUAAGAGAGAGCACAUGAGUGCUAAUAUUAGGCCUGAGACAAGGUGUGCCGCUAUGGCCAGAUUCUGGCCAUAAUGCUGAGUGCCUGUGAGUACAGUGCAACAGGAUGUGUUUGGGUAUUCUUCUCCUCCAACAAGGAUUUACAGAAAUUUAUUUUUUGAAUGUUUCUUCCUCUGUUUUUUUAAUUCCUUUUUGGAGAUGAUAGUAGGGGUAUGGGUAAGAGGGUAAUGCACUGUCCAUUUUUGUGUACUGUACAAUGUGAGUGCUCACCAACCCACCAUGGUUCAGCUGUAGCCUGUUGUCUUACAAAGCACCCAAAGACCUUUUCUGCUCCUUGAUCUGCAUGUACCAACUGAAGGUUAAUCUUAACACGAUUGCAAAAAAACAUUUGUCUCGUCUACAGUACAUGCAACUAUUACAAUGUGGCAUCAAAUUAUUAUUUCCUUCAUGUACAGACAUUUAGAACAUUCUACAAUAAUCUAUGAGGAUCCACAGCACAGUCCCCUGCUGAGGUUGUCAUGGAACAAACAGGAUCCUAACUACCUAGCAACAUUCUCUUUGGAUGCAAUGGAGGUUUGUUGAAACUUACAUGGUAAAAAACAUAAAAUAAUUGUAAAUAUAUGAACAGUCCAGAAUAUCCCUAAAUUUAAGGACAGGGCCAAAUGGUCACACAACACUUUUCAACCAAUGAGAAGGCGCACUUGUGUUUAUCAAUAAACAAAUCAAAACAUCGCCCCAGUGAUCAAAAAUUUUCAAAACAAUGGACAGAGUCGGACAGAAUUAACGAUGAGCUUACAGUACUCGUCUAGGUUUCACAUUUAAUAUUUCAAAGAAAACAUUUCAUGUAAGAGAAUAAGAGCUUUAAUCAUUGCAAGGAAUCGUUGGGGUGUUCGAAAUGAUUCCAGACCGAUCGAAGAGGUUGUGGCUUCACUGGCAUAUAUUCACGUCCAAGAUCUCGCCUCACUUUGCCGAAUUUUCGGGCAUGAAAUUGAAGAUCAUAAGCGCAAGGUAGAUACUAACCACUUUGUUUCUGAAAUUCACUAAUCUGAAAAGAUUUAUGUUGUUGGAUUCUCCAAAUGUUCAUCCACCGUUAAAAAAAAAUCAAAGAAAGAAGGCAAAUCUCAAUUGUAAAUGAUGUAUUUCGCUACUCAUUGAACGUGUUAUGAUGACUGGUUCUUUGAUUCUUGUCCCGUAGAAGUUAAUAGGUAGUACCAAUCCUGUUUUGUACGAUCUCAACAAAUUUUCACACUCUAAGGCCAUCUUUACACGGGACCAGUUUUUCUUCUAUCAAAAAUCUUGCAAGCCAUGCCAGUGAAGCCACGACCUCUUCGAUCGGUCCGGAAUCAGUUCGAACACCCCAAUGAUUCCUUGCAAUGAUUAAAGCUCGUAUUCUCUUACAUGAAAUGUUUUCUUUGAAAUAUUAAAUGUGAAACCUAGACGAGUACUGUAAGCUCAUCGUUAAUUCUGUCCGACUCCGUCCAUUGUUUUGAAAAUUUUUUAUCACUGGAGCGAUGUUUUCAUUUGUUUGUUGAUGAACACAAGCGGGCCUCCUCAUUGGUUGAAAAGUGUCGCGUGACCAGUUGGCCCUGUCCUUAAAUUUAGGGAUAUUCCGGACUAAUGAAAACCAUAUAAUUAUGUGAACUAUGGAGUGAAGAAUUAUGUGAAGGAAGAUCAUUGCAGUUAUAUAAGCAACUUUUGUUGUUGCAAAAAGAAAGCCUGAAAAAAAAAAUUUAGGCUUGUACCACUACAGGAUUUGAUCCUUUUACCUCUGUGACACCGGUGCAGCACUCUACCAAUUAAGCUAACAAGCCAACUGGGAGCAGGAUGUUGAAUUGGUUUGUUAUAAACCUGUGAAAGGAUGAUGAUGAAGUUUUGAAUAUGUGAAAAUCAUAUAUGUGAACUGCAGAGUGAAGAAUUAUAUGAGAUUGCAUAUAUAACUGCGAUGAUCUUCCUUCACAUAAUUUGUAAAAAUUUAAUUUGUCUACACCACUGUGGCCUGGGUUCGAAUCCAGUGUCAACGCCAUACAGUGUAUGGGGGUUGAGGUUGUGGUUGGUUCUUUUCACUUUUCCCCUCUCCUCCAAACCAACAAUUCCAAAAUUAAAUUUCAAUUCGAUCUCAUGUGUUCCAGAUCAAAUUGAAAUUUAAUUUUGGAAUUUUUGGCUUGGAGGAGAGGGGAAAAGUGAAAAGAACCAACCACAACCUUAACCCCCGUACACUGUAUGGCAUUGACACUGGAUUCAAACCCAGGCCACAGUGGUGGGAGAUAAGUGCUCUCACCACUGCAGCACCCCUGCUCUCCUGUACAGCUGUACACAUGUAUUAUGACAAGUUCUCCCGUAGCCCGCUACUUGUAGUUGCUGUACAUAUGUACAUGUUGUUACUGCUUUGUCGGUAUACAUAAACCACCUCACUGCUCACAGGUUGUUCUUUCUUUUUAUGCCUGUUUGGUGAUUAGAAAAAUGACUGAAAAAGACCUAAAUACCAUUUUGUGCAAAAAAUUUCAGUAGCAAUUUUGCUCAAGUAGAACUAAAAUGCCUUUAGCAAAUAUGCCUGUUAGCCUAGUGCUUAACAAGUAGAGUGUUUAAUGCAGCUAUGGCCUCUUUGUUUAAGUCAAAUGUGGAAAGCUGGCUUGUUCUCAGGAAGUAAAAAAUGUUGUGUUCAUGAAAUCUAGAUUCUUGCUGUCAGGUGUGUUUCAGUUUUGUCCUUUUUUGAAUUUUACAGUAUUUUCAUUAGUUUUUGAUCAUGGUAAUACAUGUACAUAAUACUGAUGAGUUUGAAACAAAAGAAUAUAAACCAACGAACAAAUUGAACCAAAAGAUAUACAUGUACAUGUGGUAUUUUACAGUGAGAACGCUUGACAUCAGGUAUGCAUGUGAUGUACAAUUAUACAUACAAAUUAUUUCCUUCUUUUUAUGGUAUAUCCAGGUGAUAAUAUUAGAUGUCAGAGUACCAUGCACUCCUGUAGCAAGAUUAAAUAAUCACAGAGCUUGUGUCAAUGGAAUUGCAUGGGCGCCACAUUCAUCUUGUCACAUUUGUACUGCAGGUUAGUUCAAUUUCUGAACAUAUUUUUGUGUACAGUGUAGCUAAUAUUACAUACAUACAAAGCUAAAGAAUGAACAAUGAGUAGGCACUAUAGUCAGGAGCAAAAGUGUGCCAGCCAUUUUGUCCCUGUCCAUGUGCAUUUCUGCUUAGUUGUUUUUGUUUCUUUUGCACUUGCCUGCAUGAUCAAUCUGACACCUCGUAUACAUGUAAUUAUCCCCAACGAGUUCAACAAUACAGCUACACGUUUAAAUUUGUAUUUUGAGCCUUCAAAGUGUUAGUGAAGUGACAACUGCAUGACAAUAAUUAAUACAUGUGUAUGACUGUGUUUGAAGCGAUUUAAGCCCAGUCUGUGUGAGACUAUCAGUUCGGAAUAAACCUCGUGUAUAACGAGUGAUCAUUUGUUCAGGGCACGGUGAAUAAAAAUAGUAACGAUGAUUGUAGCUGUACAUACAUGCACAUGACAAGUUGUGAAGACAUAGCACAUUAUUAGAUUUGUUGAAAUGCUUUAAAGAUCAGGAAAGACAAGAAAUGUCAUUAGGUCAUUAGGUCGCACACAAAGUCCAAACUGAUGGUUGCACUUGCGGAAGUCAAGGAAAAGUACAUGUGUGAGUCAGAAUGGAGCUUGUCAUGCCAUCACACAAGUUGUCAAUUGGUUGUUAACAAGCCAUGCCUCAGGUUGCUAUGUCAUAGAUCCAACCUGAAAAUUAUGACCACACACUGGGCUUGUGGAGUACUAUAAUUACAUGUAGAUGAAGGACCCUUUUUCAAAUGGAUUUCAUCUGGAAUAAUUUGGCACUAAGGAAAUAUGGAAUAUACACCCCUGUACAUGCAACUGUUUCACCACAAUCACCUGUAUCCCAAUAUGGCCUGAUGCAAGCGCAGUACAGCUCAACAGGAAGGGAGCGCUCGUACAUGUACGGUGUAAAACGUUUUGAACGCUUUUUGAUAAUGUCCUCGAUUCUUAAGUUUCUCUGCACAUCGUUUAGAGUACAGUAGCUGCAUCCAUCGAUGCACUGUUUAUCCCAAUUCAUUCUAAGUACAUUUAAGAAUUUGUUCAUGCUUAGCGUGCGUAUAUCGAGUUAUGGAUGCACGCGGGAAGUUUGGAGAGCACGAAAGAUGCGUAAGAGUUGCACGAGACGAUAGCCGAGUGCAACUCUAGCUUCUUGAGUGCUCUCCAAACUUCCCAAGUGCAUCCAUAACUCGAUAUACGCACAGCUAAAAGCAUGAGCAAAUUCUUUUAUAACAUAGCUGACAAAAAUGCUUGCUUUUUGAUUAACUGCAAAAUUCUCGUAACGUGCGACACAAUAACAAACGCUUCUAUUGGCUGAUUACGAACACGCCACAAUCGUCUUGUUUGAAUGAAAAUAUUCUUUCUGUAAAACUGAGAAAGAAAAUUUGUUUCUUUAUUCGUUAACGAUCAAUGGAAACUGUACAGAAACAAAGGUAAAAGAGUCUUAAAGUUCACCUAAAGUUAAAAUCCUCCGUGACAUGUUCAUGAGAAGUCGUGGAGUAUGGUUUGGAUUUGCUGAAAACAUGUUUAUGUUUUGCUUGGCGAAAUUCAGAAAACAUGUUUUUAGCGAAGACGAUUGUCAUCCUUCUUUAAACUUACAUUCAUUUACGAACAUUGGCUGGUCAUUACAACUUCUUGAGAAGACCUGGCAGCGGUUGUUUUUGUGAGUAAUAAAUUUAUGUCUUCUUGUGUACAUUUGUGUUGUUAUUGCGAGAGAAAUUUUCCUGCUUCAGUCGGAUUGUACGGAGAUAACAAUAGUGCAAAACAAAUUUAAAAACAACAAUAAAAACAGAAAUUUUAGCUUUAAAUGUUGUUGAUGACCAGUUGGUGUCUGUUCUGUUCCCAGUGAAUGUCUUUCGUCCAAAAUUUCCUGCAGCUGGUCUUCCGACAAAUUUGUGAAAAGCGCAACUUGCGAGUUUUUUUCAAUUCGGCUUUAUUUUUGCUGCUUGUUGGAUCAGGACCUAAAAGGUCAAUGCCGAUAGAAAAAUUGAGCAGUUCUUCGCUGGUUUCUUCCAUAUUUUACAGAGAAGGAACACUGCACUGUAGCUUAAAAGACGACAACUUUGCAGCCAGGUAAAAAAAAAUGCUCACGUCAUCUUAUUUACGCACGAGCGUGCGUAAAUAAAGAUUUUGUUCAUAGCGGCUCAAUAGGACUUAUAUAGGGCAAGCACGCGCGUGUUAUAAUGAACAUUUAAUAAUUCACUCAAGAAGCACAGGUUUUAAUGGAAGCAUAUGCACGUAUUUCUUUAGUGUUCUAUACUGAAGGAUUCAUCACUCAUUCUUAAAGGGUGAAUGAGAGGAGAGUUUCUCAAAACCACCUUUAUGCCAUCUGUUUUUUUUUUUCUUUCAAACCGUUUCUCACAGAUGUUGGUCCUUAAGAUGAACUCAAUGAGCUUAACGACUUGCCUCUUUGGAGUCUCUUUUUUUUUCACAAUGUAGGCAAUAUGAAUAAACAAAAAUUCAUAAAAGAGGUACAAGGUAUACAUGUGGUUCCAUGUGUAACCCCAGUACUUGUAAUACAUGCUUACAGUCUUUAUUGUAUUCGGCAAUUUGCGUCAUUUUCUUUCCAUGGAAUACAAAAACUAGAGACUCAGACGGUAAUGACGGAGAAAAUCUUAUCGGCUUUGAAGCUCGAUGAAACAUUAUGA